This is a messenger RNA of Radiomyces spectabilis, 582 nucleotides long. RefSeq lists its product as uncharacterized. The transcript has 2 exons. The coding region runs from base 306 to 521 and encodes 71 amino acids. NCBI's taxonomy places the organism in Eukaryota, Fungi, Mucoromycota, Mucoromycetes, Mucorales, Radiomycetaceae. The record is from RefSeq and is a predicted model, not a curated record.
AAACACCUUUACCCUGUUCGUCUUUUAUGUACAUUUUUUUUUGUUGGUGCCUUGAUAAUAGCACGCUCCUCGUUAUAUACAAGUAUGUAUCAGAAAAAUUUUGGGGCUAUACUGAUCGAGGAACGAUACGGGACUGCGGCGAAAUGACAAAAAUGCGGAAUCAAAUGAAAAAAAAGAAACCUUAAGGCUAAAACAUAUCGUAUUUAUUCAUUUUUAAUCUGGUCGCAUAUUGUGAGACCAUCACCUUAAACUUCUACACGUCUAUUCAGAGGAAUAAUGCAUUUUCUCACUUUCUUAUAGUGCAAAUGAUAGCGACUUUGACGUCUAAUGUUGCUUUAUUGUACUCUUAUUUCAUUCGUAUUAUGUUAAUGACGGAAAGCAAAAACGGGAUGACUAAACCUGGUAUUUUAUACACAGCCAACGCGAUGUGUGGCGACGAUGUAGAAGUCUUGGUGAUCUGGCGACUAAAUAGAGUUACAACGUUCUUUAUUAUCAGUUUCUUGACAAGCAUCUUCAUAUGAAUAAUAUAUACAUGUUUAAGGAUAUCAUAUCAAUUUAUACGCAUAAAAAGCAUAAACUUAC